AUGUCUGUUGUCGAACGACCACCUAAUCCUGAUAUCACUGUUCCUAAUAGUUUUGGACCUGCUAAGGGUGGUCCUGCUAAGAUCUUUAAAGCUAAGUAUGCUCAAUCCAUUAUACCUGUGAAGAAGAAGGAGGUGCUGAGUCGUCGAUAUAAGAUAGAUACCACUAAUAUGCCACCAUGGAGAAGAUGGAGUACUAAGCUACCUAAUAUGGGUUCAUCAUUACAUAUAGACAAAAAGGAUGAUGAUGACAAGAUGGAAUCUAUGAUAGGGGACAGGGGAAGGAAGAGACUAUUACCUAUUAUGGUACAUCCUAAUAGAGUGAAGAUAGCCACAGGGGAUAUUGAUCCUAUUGAUAUGGAUGACUUUACAUUAGCAGUAACAGAGACAGUACCAUUUGCUUAUAAGUAUCAUCAUCCAUCCAAUAGGAGUAGAAGAGUACCCGAUGAUAUCAUCCUUCAACGUAUAUCAACACGAGUUAAUGAGAGAUUACCUGAUCUUAAUGAUGCCCAUAUGAUCAAGAUACUACUUGCAUUUGAUAGAAUACGACCAAAGGUUAUACAUAGAACUGCACAUCCUGAACGAUAUUUCUUAAGUAGACCAUUGGCUUAUAUUAAUCAACCAUUUAUGACCUCACUUUAUCAAGCUAUCAAACCAACAUCAAUAAAUAAUACCAAGGUGUUGUUGGCUUUAUUUACAGCAUACACUAGAUGUGGUAUUCAUCACCCUCAAUGGAUUAGAUCGGUUAUGGAUCAUGCGUGUAAUACAUGGUUAAUCGAUAAUACAUUACCACCAACAUCACCACGAGAAUUAGCUGACAUUGUAUUAGCAUUUGCUAGUACAAGGGUUAAGAAGCAUGAUGAAUUCUUACAUAUACUAACAGAUGAGAUAGAGGACAACUUUAAUGAAUUUGAUGAAGAUGCUAUUGGUGAUGUUGUACGAGCAUUUUUAUCUAUGCGUUAUGGUAAUAAGCAGUUCUUCACCGUUCUAGGUCGAGAGCUACCUCAUAGGAUACAUGAAUAUCGUUGGUGGAAUCUUGUUGAUAUUUCUGAAUUAUAUAUGAUAUUAAAAUGGCCAGCAGAAGAUGAUCCUGAUAUGAUUAUGAGAUUUGGUAACGAAGUAUGGAAAUAUCAUAAGGUUAUGAGUGGCAAAUAUGUUGCUCGAGCAUUACGUGUAUUGGCCUAUUUAGAGACAUCAGAUAGGAGUAAUGUGAAGAUGAUAAUGGUUUAA
Molecule: messenger RNA, 1227 nt
Organism: Perkinsus marinus ATCC 50983
Lineage: Eukaryota; Perkinsozoa; Perkinsida; Perkinsidae
Exons: 11
Coding region: 1-1227 (408 amino acids)
Source: RefSeq, a predicted model, not a curated record